AUGGAUGACGUAUAUAAAGCAGCGGUUGAGAACUUGACGGAGGAGCAGAAAAAUGAGUUCAAGGCUGCGUUCGACAUCUUCAUCCAGGAUGCAGAGGACGGCUGCAUCAGCACCAAGGAGUUGGGGAAGGUGAUGAGGAUGCUGGGACAGAAUCCAACCCCUGAAGAGUUACAGGAGAUGAUAGAUGAGGUGGAUGAAGAUGGCAGCGGUACGGUAGACUUCGAUGAGUUCUUGGUUAUGAUGGUGCGCUGCAUGAAGGAGGAGAGCAAAGGAAAAUCAGAGGAGGAGUUGGCGGAGCUGUUCCGCAUGUUUGAUAAGAAUGGGGACGGAUACAUAGACCUAGAGGAGCUGAAGGGCAUGCUGGAGUCGACCGGAGAGUCCAUCACAGAAGAUGACAUCGAGGAGCUGAUGAAGGAUGGAGACAAAAACAAUGAUGGAAAGAUUGAUUAUGACGAGUUCCUGGAGUUCAUGAAAGGUGUUGAAUAAAGGAUUCAGCUGGAGGCCGUCGACUGCACCGUGAUCAUCAUAUGAGGACAUUUUCAUGAAGACAAACAGAACCCCGGUCCUCAGCAGACCCUUGUCCUGUUAGCUGAUCUUAAACUACCCCACCGAUGCACUGAGAGGUUCACUGAGAUCUCAUUGACUGCUAAUAUCUUUGUUUCUGAUAGUGGAGAGAAUCCAGAUUGUGCAAUGCAAAGAAUAUUUUCAUUAAAAAGAUUUGCAUUAUUGCACCUUUUGUCUCUUGUAUUACGUGAUAUCUUGUGUUGUUUCAAGCAUACUAUCGUAAAAUCUGAUUUUAAAAAAAAAGGUUGGAAUCAAUCGUCAGCAGAGUUGGACUGCAGACCAAAAAUCUGUCUUUACAAGUCUUGUUUUC
This is a messenger RNA of Notolabrus celidotus (New Zealand spotty), 874 nucleotides long. RefSeq names its product troponin C, slow skeletal and cardiac muscles-like. The transcript is spliced from 6 exons. Bases 1 to 486 code for a protein of 161 amino acids. The record is from RefSeq and is a predicted model, not a curated record. Gene Ontology annotation, cellular component: myosin II complex. Gene Ontology annotation, molecular function: calcium ion binding. NCBI's taxonomy places the organism in Eukaryota, Metazoa, Chordata, Actinopteri, Labriformes, Labridae.